Manacus vitellinus (golden-collared manakin) is the source of this 8848-nucleotide messenger RNA. RefSeq names its product limbic system associated membrane protein (gene LSAMP). Gene Ontology annotation, cellular component: neuron projection. Bases 361 to 1404 code for a protein of 347 amino acids. The transcript has 9 exons. NCBI's taxonomy places the organism in Eukaryota, Metazoa, Chordata, Aves, Passeriformes, Pipridae. The record is from RefSeq and is a predicted model, not a curated record.
GCUUGUUUAAGUACAGUCGCAUUUAGUUGGAGCUGCAGGAGAGAGACAGAGAGAUUCUCUGUGUUUACAGCCAGCAUAGCCUACGGUGGAGCAUCUAACCUGGCCCCCCCCUUUCUCCAGCACUUGAAGGGGAGAGUGUGAGGUUAUUUGGGAAUCUGGCCACCGUAGGUCAGCUUGCGCUGCGACUGGAUUGUCAGAGCUGGUAAAGCAGAGCCCAGAGGGACUGAAGGGAGACACGAAUCCCAUUUUCUUUGAGAGGAGAGAAGGGGAAAAAAAAAAAAAGAUAAAUUGAAAAAGGGAGAGAGAGAAGCGAAGAGACGGAGAAAAAGGCAGAGGAAGCAGAGCGAGUGAGAGAGAAGCAUGAGGACCUACUGGCUGCACAGUAUCUGGGUGCUGGGCUUCUUCCUGUCCCUCUUCUCCUUGCAAGGGCUGCCAGUCCGCAGCGUGGAUUUUACCCGAGGUACCGAUAACAUCACCGUGAGGCAAGGGGACACAGCCAUCCUCAGGUGUUAUGUAGAAGACAGAAGCUCCAAGGUGGCCUGGUUAAACCGUUCCGGCAUCAUUUUUGCUGGAGAGGACAAGUGGUCCCUGGACCCUCGAGUAGAGCUGGAGAAGAGAAACCCCCUGGAAUACAGCCUGCGGAUCCAGAAAGUGGAUGUCUAUGAUGAGGGGUCCUAUACGUGUUCAGUGCAAACACAGCAUCACCCCAAGACUGCCCAGGUUUACUUGAUCGUGCAAGUUCCACCAAAGAUCUCCAAUAUCUCCUCAGACAUCACCGUGAAUGAGGGCAGCAACGUGACCCUGGUUUGCCUGGCAAAUGGGCGUCCUGAACCUGUAAUCACCUGGAGGCACCUCACCCCAACAGGCAGAGAGUUCGAAGGCGAGGAAGAGUAUCUGGAGAUCCUGGGUAUCACACGAGAGCAGUCGGGCAAGUAUGAAUGCAAAGCUGCCAACGAGGUUGCCUCAGCAGACGUCAAGCAAGUCCGGGUCACUGUGAACUACCCUCCCACCAUCACAGAGUCCAAGAGCAAUGAAGCGGCCACGGGACGACAAGCCUUACUCCGGUGUGAGGCAUCAGCAGUGCCCACGCCCGAUUUCGAAUGGUACAGAGAUGAUACCAGGAUAAACAGCGCCAAUGGUCUGGAGAUAAAGAGCACGGGGAGCCAGUCUCUGCUGAUGGUGGCCAACGUCACUGAGGAACACUAUGGAAACUACACCUGCGUGGCUGCCAACAAGCUGGGAGUCACAAAUGCCAGCCUAUACCUUUACAAACGAGUUUUACCCACACUCCCCAAUCCUUUUCCAGGACCCGGCACAGGGAGAGUAGACAACGGCUCCAUGAGUUUGGCCGUCCCACUGUGGCUGCUGGCAGCGUCCCUGCUCUGCCUACUCAGCAAAUGUUAAUACAAAUCAGAAUUAAAAAUAAUAAUAUUAAUAAUAAUUAAAAAAACAACACGACAACGACAACAACACACAAAACAAAAUGCGUUAUACAGGAGACAGAGCGAAGAGAGGGGAGAGAGAAAAAAGGGGGGGGGAGAGAGAGAGACGACUGUUUCUUUCACAACUUUUGUGUGUUCAGGAGCGAAGAGGGGGGAGAGGAAAAAUUACAGCAAAGAAGACUCAGCAACAUUUAAUCCAAAACCUGAAAAGCCGGCUGUCAAGUCACUGACUGUCUAGGAGGCAACACGAACCGAGGGAGAGAAUGGGGCACCAGCAAGGAUCGCGUCGCCGGAGGAUGCUGCAAUGUAAACAAUCCAACAAAACCCAUAAAGCCAAUCAAACAGAAGAUCCCUUUUCUUUUCUCUCCUCCUUCCUCUUUUCCAUACUUCCUCACCUUCCUUCCUUCCUUCCUCCUCUUUCUUUCUUUUGCAGAAAGAGGUCUUUGCUUCGGUGUCUAUAGCCAUUUAACUUUUUGGAUGCCCUGGGUCAUUUUUGUGAGCUAAUGCUCAGCCAGUUCAUACUUUUGAAAACAAAGAAAAAAAAAAAAGCCACAAACCAGAGCAAGUCACCUGAAGCUCUCUGCACACUGGUGUCCUGUGAAGAACUCUUCCUCUCUUCACUUCACCCUGCGCUCAUGUGCACCCAGCCCUUGCUAAACACCUUUUUUCCUGUCCCUUCCUUCAUGCAACAUCACCCUUGCUGGCCUAAACUAAAGCUGUGUCAACUCUACUGAAAGCCUACUUUUCUUUUUUUUUUUUAAAUCCUCUUCCUCUCCCCCCUCAAUUCAACCAGGUGUCUUUCUCUUUCUCCUGUGUAUGCCUGUGUGCGUGCGUGCGUGCAUGUGUGGCUCUCGCUCCGUCUUCACUCUUUCUCUCUUUCUCUUCCUCUCUCUAAGCAUGCAAAAUGAACAGUCCAUGUGUACAUAUGCUCAUCCUGCUGUAGAUAAUGUCCUGCCUUGUAAGUGUGAGACAAGAUGCAGAGAGAUCACUCAGGCAGAGAAGAGGGGUGAGGAGAGAGGGGCAGUUGCAACACAGAUUCCAGUGGUGUCCUCUCUCCAGCAUCCUCACUGGCUUUUUAACUUCUGGCCACCUUGCUUGCAAGAGUCAGUCUGCACCCUUGUCUACCCUUUUUUUCUCUCCCACCUGCAACCUGUCUGGCUCUCAGCCUCUAAGUACCAGCAUAGCAGCCCCUGCUAUGCAUGAGUGCUCGCACACAUGCAUGGGGGUGUGCACUCAUGUGCAAUUGUCCAAACGAGCAGAAGAAACCAGGACUGGCCUACAGCACUAUGGACUGAAGAGUGCAACCACCCAUUCCUCCUGGGAAUGGGAGGCUGAGCUGGUGGGAUGUGAGUGAUGAGACCUUGGACAUCACCAAGCAGCCAUUCCUUUUAGGUAUAGUGUGUGCAUAGAAGCAAUGCCUCAACAUGAAAACAGCAAUCUGGUCAUUCCUAACCAUUUUGGUAGUCAUGCAAAAAUAGAGCCAAUACUCUUUUUUGUUGUUUUGUUGUUUUCAUUCUUACUGUCCUCCCUGGUAUAAAAGGAAAUGUAGGCUGUGUGAGAGGGUGAGUGUGCGUGUGCAUGUUUGUGUGCUGUACACCAUUGCUACUACAAAACUCACUGCAAAUUCCACAUUUGAAACAAAUUGGGUCAGAAAAUGUCCAAGACCUGUGAAUAGAAGAAGUAAAACAAAUCUCAGGUCCAAAAUCCUGGGCUUAUAAAGAAGGAGCUUAAAGUGGUUCAGCAAAGAAGUGGGCAGCACAAUUCCCCUUUCUCUUCUCUUUUCUCAUCUCAAGGGUGCUGGUCUUGCUGGAGAGUGCUGUUGCUUGCCAUCACACUUCCCAUGGCAGAACCACAUGCAGAAGUGCCAACAGGAGAUGCUUUGUGGCUCCCAAGUGAGGAGAAGGAGAGAACAGGCUGUUAGAAACAGGGCUGAGAAAAUGCUGAGUGGUGGCUGGAAGUUGCCACCCAGCACAAGGUCUGAUGCAGGGGGAGAGGGCAAGACAACAGUCAUACUCUCCAUUGGCUGCAGUGCAUGUGUGUGGGCAGGGGCAGUGGGGAGAAGACUCCUGUGUCUCCUGGCCAGUCACAAGCCCUAGUAUCCACCAGCAGCAAAGAUGAUGAAACACAGUGUUUAUCAGGUAGCCACUUGCUUUUCUGGGGAGAGAGAUGUGCAGGAAGAACUUGAGUUAGCCCACACAAGUCGAGUGACCAUCCCAUGACAGUACAGCUCAGCACCACUGAGCUUCCAAGCACAAGCCAGCUUGCUUUUCUGUCUUUGCCCUGCAAGUUGGCACAGUAGCAGCACGUCAGGCAGUCACGCUCACACGCUCUUGAAAGCAAGGGGAAAAUUGCUUGGCCUUGCCGCUCUCCAGUGUGCUGGAGAGGAUACCCACCGGGUGGUCCCCUGCCAGGAAGGAAAGUGGGAAAUUGCUGCCUGCAAGCCUGUCCCCAUCUUUGCUUGAGUGGGGCACAGUCUGAUAAGGCUUCUCCCUGCUGCUCAGCCUGCUGCUUUCGCCUUGCACUGCGGCACUGCUGACCCUGCCCCCUCGCUGCUGAGCUCAGCUGUUUCAGGCAGCAGCAGGCACGCAAUUAAGCAGGCAGUCAAGGGCUCCUCACAGGCAGCCAGAAUGAGCGAGGAAAUUUAUUGAAGACACAAGAGGCUGUGUCUUGGGCGUUACAAGAGUUGCUACAGAGCUACUGUGGGAUUGCAUGGUGGUAAAUUAUGCUCCUCCAGGCCCCAAAGCCAUACCUGGAGGUGUUUGUGCUUUGGUGCAAGAGGGGAAAGCCGGGCAACUGGUGCUUGAAAUCCACUCAAGGCAUCCACGGAUGGCUCCCCUCUUCCAAGAUAGGGCAGUCAUUGGUGGGACUUGGGCAUCUCCUUUGGAGACUGGUGUGCCUGUGGCGGCCCAGGGAGAAAAUGCCCUGUAUCCUUCAGAGCAUUCAGACAUCCCAGUCCUUGUACCUACCCUUAAGGAGCGUCGUGUAAUUCGGUGUCUUAGUAACAUAUCCAGAUUUCCUGCUGCCACAGGGCUUCUCUUUCCCCUGGUACAACCACGAGCUGAUGCUGUUUCUAGAAGCCAGAUCUGGGAACUGCACCCUUUCGAGCACACUGACACAAGGGAAAACACCACAUUGCUCAUUCUUGGGGCUGUACCUAUGCCUGGAUUUAUUGUUGCAGGCUUGGUGUGAAAGGUGGGCAGCCUACUGUGUCCUGCUGUCACAGGCUGUUCCUAAAGGCUGGGUAGGCCCACUUUAGGUUCUUUGAUGUCAGCCUGGUUGGUGUUGUAGCGUCUGUCCCAUGCGUUGUCUUCUGCAUGUGUUUUUGUCACUGUGGGAUCACUCCUAGGCACUGGGAUCACACACAUCAGAGCCCUAUGGUGUGGUGGUGGUCAGAAGUCCUGAUACUUCAUUGUCUCACACCUGUUUUGGUUUGAAGGAGUUUUGAGGGGAUAUUUUUUAGAUGUCAAGGCACAGAGGCUUAUGGUUAAAGGGAAAUAUAUCAUUAAAAGAAGGACAUCCAUUUUUUGAAGCCACCUGCCUGUUAGCUGGGGGAAAUGGACACAGCCCCGGUGCUGUGUGUGAGGGAUCUGGUCUUUCAUGCAGGCCCUUGGCAGAUCUUUGCCUCUGUUGCAUGGCCGUGAAAUAGGGUUAAAAUCAAUUAUUUGCAGACCUGUCUGAGACAAGCCACCAAUAACAAGUAUGCCUGUUGUCUGCAGCAGUGCUGGGAACCCCGCUCCUGGCAAUGUCUGUUCUUAGUAGGGGUGGGAGUGUCGUCGGUAGGCUGGAGCUUGAUUUACUCCUAGAAUCUAAUCCUGUGAGCUGCAGUGUGCAUCACAGGAUGCUGUAAACAUCCCCUAAUUUCUCCUGAACUUGGGCAGUGAUUGCUCAAAGCAUAUGUCAAGUGGUGAGGCUAGAUGAAUGCAGGAAACACAGGCAAGGUCAAAUGCUUUUUUCCCAAUCCCUUUCUCCACUCCACCCUCUGACAGAGAUGUUGCAAAGGUUUUUCUCAUGUCUCAGUCCCUUUUCUCUGAAAUUGUUUCUGCUUUUCAUCUAUUCUCCGCUUUCAUGUUGCUAUCUUUCCCAUUCCCUCCCAAAAAGCUGGGCUCUUACUUCCUGCUGCCUCUCAGCUGGUUGAGGACCAGGAAAGAUGGGAGUUUGGAAUGGGACACCAGUUCCUUGAGCUUGUCAGUGUAAUUGUGUUUGAUUGAUGGAGAUUUAACAUUUAGUGUUAUAAAAAGAGAAAUGAACAAAAUGAAAAAAAAAAAGAAAAAAUUGUAUUUCUUCAACUUGUUUGUAAAUAUUACAAGAACUAAAUGAGAUGUCUGGUAAUGUCCAAGCAGAGGAACAAAAACUUAGAUUUAAUAUAUGGCCCCAUACUUGCUAGCAGAUUUCUAACCCUUUUCGGAUGACUGAGAGGAGGGGUGAAGGCAAGUCUUUCUGAAAGGAACUGGACAGGGGAAAUGCAGCCACCCCAAGCCACAUGAACUCCAUGCAUGAUUGUAGCAUGUUGCUUGGAGCGUGUGCCUGGUCAGAUGGAAAACGAAGCAAACGCCUGUCUCUGAACGGCUGGGAAGGGCAACAUGGGAUGCUCCAGCCGACACCUGUAUCUUGGCAGUUGUGUUCAUUUUUGUUUGUCUGCAGCCCCGUAGCUUGGGGGCAUGUUGCUCAGUGAUGCACCCCCCUCCUCUCCCCACUGCUUUCUUCUCCAGUGAAGUUGUGUCGCCCCAUGCUAGCACCGAGUGCAUGUUAACGUGCCAUUCAUGAAGAUUUCAUUGGUGACAUGCAUUGUGUCAAGAGUUAGUGUUUGUCCGCACAUCUUUCUCACGCCACUGACUGUUCACCACUUGGGCAGAUCUCUCGUGUAGUGCUGCUUGCCCCACUUUUGGUCAAAGUAUAUCCAAACCCCACCAGCUCUUCUUAGCUCCAGGUGCAUCCAGACCAUGCCCCCAGGCCACCUGUCUAAGCAACCCCAUUUUGAAAGUCCAAGCACACAGCAUGGACAAAGUCACCGUCAAUAGCCGCAUGGGCUCCAGACUGAGUGGUAGCUACACAUCUGGAAGGAAUUUGGGGGAGCAGCAGUGAGUCCCAAUGAUACAAGAGCUUUUGGGGAAGAAGAUCUGGGAAGUCAGAGGAGUUAUGCUAGAGUCCUUCACAGCCCCACCACCAGGUGAUGUUUCAGCUCAAUCUUUGUGCAGUGUUUCAUCGCUUCACCCUUUCCUGAUGAGGGAAUCUGCAGGCACAGGGAAAAAGCUCUUCUCCUCCCAACCCCUCUCACACCUCUGCUUCCUCUCCUCCAAGCACACUGACCUGCAGCCCAAAUGCUGAUGGUGCUUGAUGUGACAUAGCAAGUGACACAGAGGAUGGCUGACCAAGACAGUCCGACAGAGGUGGUGCUAGAGGAGUGAGCAGUUCUCUCUCUCUCUCUCUCUCUCUCUCUCUCUCCUGAUGGUGCACAAUCUUACUGCUUCUCUGACUCAAGUACACAGAACUUCUUGAUUUAGGGAUGCCGGGAGCAAACUGUUCUAUGGGAAGAGGAAAACUUCAGGCAGAGAAGUGAUGGAGAAACUGGAUGGUAAUUUCCAAGAUGUGGUGCCAGUGAAAAAGGGUAGGGAUGAGUGCUGUCCGUUGUCCAUGCACAGAACUCUCAGGUUCACCAGUGAGGAGACCAUGGCCUCUCAACACUAAUCUUAGAGUGGCUUCAUUUCCAGUGCGAUGCCCAGAAGAUGGUUUUUUUUGACUGCAUGACUCCUGCUGACUAAGAAGCUGUGUCACACCAUUAAAACCUCUUUCACUUUUCCUUCUUGUAACAUGCUAGAAUGAUAAUUGGGAAACUCCCACAGGCCCCCAAAAUUUUGCUUGAUGGUUGGCUCCCAUUAGGGCAAUAUAUGGUGUUUGGUUGUUGGUUCACUCACCAUAACAGGAAAGCAGAACUCAUCUUGGUUAGGAUAUGUUGGUAUGGUCCUCUGUACUUCUGUGGCUUGGGUUGAUGUGUAUGAGGAAGGAGACCUACCAAGGCAGGGCUUGGGAAAGAGGAGCAGAUCUGAUUAGCCCAGGCAGGUGGGAAGCAAAGCGUCCUUCAUUUGCUGCAGGCUCAGGUUAACUGGUGCCACAGCAACUCAGACUGCCCUGCAAGCCUUGUAGAAGUGCCCAGGCAGCAGAGGAGGAAGGGGCAGUGACAGUCAGGAGGACAUGACUGCAGUGCAGGUGAUAGGGCUGCAUAAGCAGCAGGGCUCCUUGGGUAGCAUGGCUGAGGAAGGGACAGACACUGCAUCCCAGAAGGGCCACUCCCAGGUAGGGUGGGCCCUUCCUUCUCUUCCUAUGCUCACAGUGCAUCAGAAGCUCCCUCCUGGCCUCGCAGGGCAUGCUCACUGUGCUGCAAUGGGCCUCACGAGUGAUGCAGUGUGACACCACAGUGGCUCCAGCCGUGUCCUGAGAAAAGGCAUGUGGAUGUUUCUGUACAUAACGUAGGACCAUGGAUGGAGACAAGGAGCAAAGGCUACCUAGGAACCAAGCAGGGAGGGGAGCACCUCCCAGGCAGGGCUGUCCUCCAAAAUUAUGACAUUUGCUCCCCAUUCGGCCACGCACAGGCGCGUACGCACACCCCCGCGAGCUCCACCGCGCACAUGCUGCAGUAGUCCUCACGGCUACCGUACAGAUGCUCUCCUUUCCCACACUCUCCAUCACACACACGGCCAGACAGGCACUCAUCCACUUGCUCCUGGCCUGGCUCUGUCUGUAACCCACACAGCUACUGGUGACCUCCUGAGGAAACCAGGAGAAAGUGUGUGUGUGUGUGCCUGUGCCUGUGCAUAUAGGAGCACCUGUGUGUGCCUGGAAAGGGAGGAGGAGGCAAAGAGCGGGAACCUGCCUCCUCAGUGCCACCAUCACCUCCCACAGUCAUUCAGCUUUCCCAGCUGGAGCCAAGAUUCAUCCUCUAGACCUUGAGAAUGAAGGCCAGUCCCUUCUUCUUGCUACACGGUGGGGUGGUUAGAACUCUCCUCAUUAACAGUGUUAUAUACAUAUAAAUAUAUAUAUAUAUCUAUAUCUUUAUAUAUAUUUUUCCCCAGCACUGUAGACAUGAGCUGAACUUCUCUUUAAUGAAACGAGAAAAUGGCCAUUUAAUUUUUUGCCAUUGGUUUGUUUUUGAAACUAGCUCUGUGAAAGAAAAUUUUAAAAGCGCAAGUGUGUGUGUAAAAGAACCGAUCAAAAAAACUAAACAACCCAACAAAUGAAUGAACAAAACCCAGCGAUGGAAAAAAAAAAGAAGCUUUUUAUUUUUCUUUUCUCAAUGUAUUUAACUUCUGUUAUCUCGUUUCUGUUUCUUUACAUGUAUGAAUGCUCUGCUCUUCUGUGAUCUUAAAAAAAAAUACAAAAAAAUACAAAAAUUAAAUAAACGUGAAAAGGAG